AUGAAUUCUAAUUUCAAUUUCAAUAAUGAGGAGGUUGAUGAGACAAUGCAGUGGCCUGGGCCUCCUGGCUCCUUUACCUCAUCCGAAGGGUUUACUGGGACAGACAAUGAUCGAGGCUAUGGAUAUUAUCAUACGGGAACUUCCUCCUCGGCAGACUUAACAAGCUUAACGAGUUCGGAGGCCUACCCACAAGAUUCCGGAUGGAUGAACAUCGAUCCUUUCAGUCAAGUGCGAGAAACUCCACAACAAUAUGACAGUGAUCUGGCUGGUAUUGAUCCGAGAUAUUACUUGGAGGACGAAAACAAUAUCCCCCAAAGCCUAGCGGAAGAUCUAGGAAGCUCAACUAUCACUCAACGACCAGCAGAGGAUCCAAGUGAGAGUACUGUCCUUCCCGUGGGAGGGUUGGAUCGGACCACAAUCGGAAUACCAAAUCCCGCACCUUUUUCUCUGCAACCUCCAACCCAGCCUUCCCUUGAAGGUAUCGUGGGCCAGGUGGUUACCACCUAUAGAGCUCUCAUGUCUGACCAGGCAUGUAGUCCUGAUCAAAUUUCUCAAGGGCUGCAAAACCUUGAAACGAUCAAGUACUUCUUUCAUACAAAGCUCCCGGCAUCUCCUAUUUCAAUUGCGUCUUCAGAACCGGAUACACGAGAUAAGCCGUCGUUUCGAUGUUGGCAAUGUGAUCCUCAGAAAAAGAAAGCAACCUUUCCAAGUUUUGGUGCCUUUAAGAGACAUUUGACUAUGCAUGGUAUACUCGACUGCGAGUGGCGCUGUACUUACUGCGACAUAACCCUCCACCGGCGAGAUAGGAUGCGUAACCACCUCAUUCACGUCCACAACAAAUUCAAUCUGCUCCCGGCUGAUGUGGAGGCAACUUCGAGUGAGGUAUCCCCCUCCAACCAACUGCCCCAUCCCCAUUUGACACCUUCUUGGGCUGUCUAUUUCGAGCACAUUAAGAGCCACUGUCUCGUAUCCUCUGCUUCGGGGAAUGCCUCUACCAGCGGCGAUCGUUCUGAUCACGGUGACAAUGGUGGCGGGAACGGCAAUAGGCAUGGUCAUGGCUCUUCUUCGGCCGGACCCAGCAAUUCGAACAGAGGAUCGCAAUCUAGCCAAUCAAAUAACCGGACUGGGGGUGCUCCUUACCCCAGCGCGAGCUUCGGAGGCUUCAGAAACAGGGGCAACGUGCGUCCUGGUCCCAUCUCGCACUCUGCCUCUGAUUAUCAGCUCAACACCAGCCGUCGUCAAAGCGCUACUGAAGCCAUUGAACAAAUUUCAAUCGACGACUUACUUCGAUCACCUGGGUCCGGGGCAGCUCACCUCCCCAGAGGAGCUAGUGGACAACCUAAUAACCUCCUGCCCCCACAAGACCCCCGAUUGUCACGGGGCAAUCAUUCGAGCAAGCGUAAGCGCCAGGACAAACAGAAAGAGCCAACAGACGAGCAAGCCCCUAGUUCGAACAAAUGCAGACGAUGUAAUCACGACAUGGCCAAAUGUCGCCACUGCAAAUCUGUUGAUAGUUGCCACAAAUGUGGUGACGUGCCCAGGAGUGGUAUCCAAGUUGGGGCAUCCUCGACAACGCCUGCGCAAGCCCUCCCAGAUGCAUCUUCUGCCAUAAUCAACUUGAACGAAUCCUACCUUAACCCUGAAGCAUUGGCGAACUUUGCAACGCCCCAGAACAUGCCCACCCAACUUCCUCCUUAUUACAACCCCAACGAGGUUAUGCACUUCUUCGACCCGCAAUCAUUUGGCGAUAUGACCAACACAUUCAUGGACGAUACAUUCCCAAAUGAUCCUUUCAUCAGGGUGGCCAUGGAUGUUGUCAGCCACCCACCUUUGAGAGAUCUCGGCGACAAGAUCCAAGAGUCGCCUGUAUUUGAAAGUGAUACCAAGUUACUUCACAGCAUUGGACUCGGCACAUUGAUUGGCCCGCUCUCCGCCAGAAGACAACCCAUGCAACCAAAAGCGAAAGCCUCCAGUGGUCCGGCUCCAGGAUCAUACACAGACCUCAGAAACCUUGGAUCACCAUCCAUUCUAGGAGCUCUCCAGCCGGUAUCUCGUUGCCAAUGCCCAUGUGUAACCGUCCCAACUGUCGACUACGAAGCCCACGCAAGCCUCCAAUUAUCGCCCGACGAACGCGUCGAGAUGGCAUUCAAGAUGACCCCCGCACGUGAAUCCAGCCAUCCGCUCCGCACCCGGGUGCGAGUCUUCGUGAAACUUUUUAGUCUCCGCGCGUCGGCAGCACGGUCAAACACAAAGCAGCAGAGGACUCGUUCUAUCUCAUCUGACACUACUGACGAGGAUGCCGAGUCUGAUACCGAUCCAGACCAAGGGCUUACUCCCACCUCGCCUUCCGGUUCCGAGAUCACUCCACUCCUCUACUGGACCGAGGAUAUCCAAGACUGGUCAUUCAGCUUUGACAUCAAGUGGGCUAUAACGAAACUAGCCCAGUGGACCAGCGGCAUAGAUGCCGAUUCGUGCCAGAAACUACUUCUCUCUGAUCCUGGCCAUAUACUGGACUUGAUGUCUAUGUAUAUUGUGUACAAGUUCAAGAUUUCUUGGCUUUUGAUGGGUCGUAAUGGGCUCAGUGUGUUUUUGAGCAUCUAA
This is a messenger RNA of Penicillium mononematosum, 2601 nucleotides long. RefSeq names its product putative C2H2 zinc finger domain protein. Lineage: Eukaryota; Fungi; Ascomycota; Eurotiomycetes; Eurotiales; Aspergillaceae. The coding region runs from base 1 to 2601 and encodes 866 amino acids. The transcript has 3 exons. The record is from RefSeq and is a predicted model, not a curated record.